UGUUGCCACGGCAACAUAUAACAACACUACCGCUAAACCCAGCUGCGUUAAAAACGCUGCUUUAAAACCUGGAUUAAAACCAGUUUCUCCUUUGUUUGUGGCAUGUUUUAAGAAAUAAUCUUUAAAAUUACGUAUUUUUCUUUUUCCUCUUUGACAUAAUGAGUCAGCGACAGAUUAUUCAAGUUUUUGAGCAGUACCAGAAAUCCAGGAUGCACUUUGUGCAAACUGUUGCUGAUCUGGCGACCAGACCACAGAAUACAGAAAUCCUCCAGAAUGCAGGAGUGAUGCCCAUGCUCCAUUCCCUGAUGUUGGACACGGUCCCGAGCAUCCAGCAGACGGCAGCUUUGGCUCUGGGUCGCCUGGCAGAACACAGUGACAGCCUGGCUGAAGCUGUGGUAAAAGAGGACAUCCUGCCCCAGCUGGUCCAGUCCUUGGCCUCACAGAACAGAUUUUAUAAGAAGGCAGCAGCAUUUGUUCUGCGCGCUGUGGCAAAACACUCUCCCGAGCUGUCCAAGGCUGUGGUUGACUGCGGGGGGGUUGAUGCUCUGGUUCUCUGCCUAGAGGAGUUUGACCCUGGGGUGAAGGAGGCCGCCGCCUGGGCUCUGGGCUGCAUCGCACGACACAAUGCAUCUCUGGCCCAGUCGGUUGUGGAAGCAGGAGCGGCCCCCCUGCUGGUGUUGUGCCUUUUGGAGCCCGAGAUGGCCCUCAAACGCAUCGCAGCCUCCACACUCAGCGACAUCUGCAAACACACACCAGAGCUGGCCCAGACCGUGGUAGACACCGGCACCAUCGCACACUUGGCACAGAUGAUCCUCAGCCGGGACGCCAAGCUCAAGAGGCAGGUGUUCUCCGCCCUCAGCCAGAUAAGCAAACACUCGAUCUGCCUGGCCGAGAUGGUGAUCGAGGCCGAGGUCUUCCCCGCAGCCUUCGUCUCCCUCAAAGAUCCAGAUGAGUACGUCAGGAAGAAUGUUGCAACCCUGAUGAGGGAGGUGGCGAAACAAACGCCAGAGCUGUCCCAGCUGAUCGUGAACUGUGGUGGGCUGUCAAAGAUGAUCGACUACCUGGGAGAGAGCCGUGGACAGCCGCGGCUACCGGGGAUCAUGAUGCUGGGAUAUGUGGCGGCUCACAAUGAAAGCCUCGCCAUGGCUGUCAUUCUCUGUAAGGGGGUGCCCCAGCUGGCCCUGUGCCUCUCAGAGGAGCAGGAGCAGAUCAUCAAGACGGCCACAGUGUGGUCAAUAGGUCAGAUAGGUCAUCACACCCCUGAGCAUGCCAAGGCAGUGGCCACAGCAGGCCUGCUGCCCAAACUGCUGGAGCUCUACAUGGAUGCCAGCAGCUCAGAGGACCUACAGGCCAAAAGUAAGAAGGCCCUGGAGAACAUCCUAAAGAAGUGCAGCUACAUCCCAGCUCUGGAGCCGUUUCUCUACGACGCUCCCAGCAACAUCCUCAAACAUGUUGUCUGCCAGUUCAGCAAGGUGCUCCCUCAUGACAGCAAGGCCCGCCGUUUGUUUGUGACCAGCGGAGGACUGAAGAAAGUCCAAGAGAUCGAUGCUGAGCCGGGCUCCGCUCUGCAGGAGUACAUCAAAGCCAUCAACAGCUGCUUCCCUGAGGAAAUAGUCAGGUACUACUCACCUGGCUACUCAGAGGUCCUGUUGCAGCAGUUAGACACCUACCAGCCGGCGUGAAAUCACUUCACAGUCCUCCUCCUGCUACACAAUAAAUAAACCUGUUUGUGCCUUACAAAUCUAAGUGAUCUUAAUAAAACAGAUUCAUUUGAUGAA
This is a messenger RNA of Girardinichthys multiradiatus, 1778 nucleotides long. RefSeq names its product sperm associated antigen 6 (gene spag6). Gene Ontology annotation, cellular component: sperm principal piece; acrosomal vesicle; microtubule cytoskeleton. Gene Ontology annotation, molecular function: microtubule binding. Lineage: Eukaryota; Metazoa; Chordata; Actinopteri; Cyprinodontiformes; Goodeidae. The transcript has 11 exons. The record is from RefSeq and is a predicted model, not a curated record. Gene Ontology annotation, biological process: neuron projection extension; filopodium assembly; sperm axoneme assembly. The coding region runs from base 159 to 1682 and encodes 507 amino acids.